This is a messenger RNA of Spodoptera litura, 5111 nucleotides long. RefSeq names its product Calcium/calmodulin-dependent protein kinase II (gene CaMKII). NCBI's taxonomy places the organism in Eukaryota, Metazoa, Arthropoda, Insecta, Lepidoptera, Noctuidae. Gene Ontology annotation, biological process: protein phosphorylation. Gene Ontology annotation, molecular function: calmodulin binding; ATP binding; calcium/calmodulin-dependent protein kinase activity. The record is from RefSeq and is a predicted model, not a curated record.
AUGUCUAUGAAUUUGACCCCGAAGCUCGUGUCCGGAGCAGAAGGAGAGUGUGGUGUAGGGCUAGGCCCUUCGUAUUUGAUCUUCAUCUUGUCGAAUAUUGUGUAAAAUGGGCACAUAAUAGUUACAUUCUCGAAAAUUGAAGAUACGUGCUCAAAGUUUACGCAGUAAGUUAACUGUUACAACCUGGUGAAGUAAGUAUACUGUGUUAAAAUGGCCAACCCAAAUCGUGAAAGUGUCAGUACGCGGUUUUCUGAUAAUUAUGAUCUUAAAGAAGAAUUGGGAAAAGGCGCCUUUUCAAUCGUUCGACGUGCUGUGCAGAAAUCAACCGGUUACGAAUUUGCGGCCAAAAUAAUUAAUACUAAAAAACUCUCUGCAAGAGACUUCCAAAAGUUGGAGAGGGAGGCGCGAAUUUGCCGAAAACUUCAACACCCUAACAUUGUGAGACUCCACGAUUCGAUUCAAGAGGAACAUUUUCAUUACCUCGUUUUUGACCUGGUAACGGGCGGUGAAUUGUUUGAAGACAUCGUUGCCAGAGAAUUCUACUCUGAGGCUGAUGCGUCUCAUUGUAUACAACAAAUUCUUGAAUCUGUACACCAUUGUCACCAUAAUGGAGUUGUUCACAGAGACUUAAAACCAGAAAAUCUCUUACUUGCCAGCAAAGCUAAAGGAGCUGCUGUAAAACUUGCUGAUUUUGGAUUAGCCAUUGAAGUACAAGGCGAUCAGCAAGCUUGGUUUGGUUUUGCGGGUACUCCUGGCUAUUUAUCACCUGAAGUACUUAAAAAAGAACCAUACGGUAAGCCAGUAGAUAUCUGGGCGUGCGGUGUGAUUUUAUAUAUUUUGCUUGUUGGUUAUCCUCCAUUUUGGGAUGAAGAUCAACAUCGACUGUAUGGGCAAAUUAAAGCGGGUGCUUAUGAUUAUCCAUCGCCCGAAUGGGAUACAGUAACACCCGAAGCUAAAAGUCUCAUAAACCAGAUGUUAACUGUAAACCCAAGCAAGAGAAUAACGGCUUCUGAAGCCCUUAAACACCCAUGGAUUUGCCACCGGGAACGUGUUGCUUCUGUUAUGCACAGGCAAGAGACCGUGGACUGUUUGAAGAAAUUCAAUGCACGACGCAAACUGAAGGGCGCAAUUUUGACAACUAUGCUUGCUACCCGCAAUUUCUCUGGAAAGUCUAUGGUGAACAAAAAAGGUGACGGGUCACAAGUAAAAGAAUCAACCGACAGCAGCACAACAUUGGAAGACGAUGACCUAGACAAGGACAAGAAAGGUGUAGAUAGAGCAUGUACUGUAAUUUCCAAGGAGCACGACGAGGAAGCGUUGACUAAAGCUGAUUCAUUUGGUAAAGCUCGUGGUGACAGUAAUGCUUCUUUGCGCCGAGCAGAAGUAAUUAAGGUUACUGAAGUGCUCAUAGAUGCAAUUAAUAACGGUGAUUAUGAAACCUAUUCCAAAUUAUGUGACCCAAAUGUAACUGCAUUUGAUCCAGAUGCACUGGGCAACCUAGUGGAAGGCGUCGAAUUUCACAAGUUCUUUAUCGAUAACACGCCAACCCAUGUGAAAACUAACACGACGAUCUUAAACCCUAGAGUGCAUCUUAUCGGUGAUGAUGUAGCCGUAAUCGCAUACGUUUGCGUAACACAAAGUGUGGACGCCGAGGGCCGACGAGCCACACACCAGUCGCAAGAGACUCGUAUAUGGCACAAACGCCACAACAAGUGGACGGCAAUACAUUUCCAUCGCUCCUAACUAGUCCCUUCUACAACCCAAACUUGUACGGUAGAGGAUAAUGGUCUUGUAGGUCAGAUUGUAUGUAAUGGAGAUAUCGUUACAUUGCAACAGUUUUAAACAUAUUUCAAAGUAUCGACUGAGACCACAAAACUACAAAAUCCUCUUCAUCGUACAAUAUAAAAAUUUAUUAUCCAAUUCUGCUAUGAAACUUACACGAAUUUUAUUAGAAUUCUUUGUAAUCCAAAAAAUUAAGUUAAUUACUUAUAGGUAAAUGUUAUUGACACCUGUGUAAGCGAUUCGGAAGUUGAUUCUUAUCCGUUAAAGUCACUAAAUAAAAAUACGAUGUGGCUAAAAUGUGAUACCGUUAAAUUCAAUGCUUUGUGCUAGUUAUAGUAGAGUGUACAAAAAUCUGAUCUCUGACAAAAUCGAAAAUAUGUCAACGAAUAUCGAGACAAAGUGUUUCAUGAAAUCUCAACAAACAACAGAUCUGAUACUAAUGAAUCUAUAUUAUAAGUAAAUCAGCAAAAUUUUCAACAUUUAGAAUAUUUAGCACAUUUCUCAGUAAGUCUCUCUACAUUUUUAACUAUGAAUGUUUUGUCGUGCUUAAAAAUGGUGUUCUAUUUGUUAUGAAAUACCUAGUUGAUAAGAUUUAAGUAACUAAUAUAUCCUGCAGUUAUUGGCACUAUGCACUUAGAUUUAUGUAUCUUUACAGUGAUGUCGUAGUUUAUUAAAAUUAUCUUUCAUCUAUUUGUAGUUUACUGAACUGCGUUACAUUCUCUUCAACUAUUAGAAUCCUACCUAUGUAUUAGCUAGUACAGCAUCGACGUGCGUAUUAUAUUUUAAGUGGAUUAUAUCAAUUUCGUCAAUUUUAGAUUUUAAUGUUAAUGACAUUAUGCUUUCGGCUUUCUUCACCAGGGCAUUAGUGUGAUCUAAUACUUUCUUUAACUACUAUUUAAUUGGGCCGAUCUAAUUGUUUGCUGUAUUGGUUUCGUACCUGGCAUCAACACAAAUGUAUUUGACAUAGCUUAGAAUUUUAAAGUGAUAACUGUGCAAGAGAAUGGUCUGCGUGUUGGUAUUUUAUGAACUAAGAGGAGCUUUGUCAACAGUGAUAUUAAUGUAAUAAAUGUAAAGUGUUUUUUGCACAGUUUCACUUAAGAGAUGUGCUUUAAAUAUGGGAUCUAUAACUGUAAGUCUGCAGUAAUUUCAGUAUUUCCUAUAAUAUAUACUUAGAUAUAAAUGACAUUUAUCCAUGUUUUUUACAAUUUUGUAAUAUAUUUUAGUAUAGUUAGCAAAACUUAAUUUACGACCAUCAAAGAGAGUUGAAAUUGUAAUAUUAAAAGCAUAAUAAAACCUACAUUGUGAAUCAACUUUUCAUGUUGGUACUUUCACUGUAUACAGAGUACAUAGUUGUGCCAUUAUCAUUGAAAUUAGUGCCAAUAACUGUAAAAACUAAAAAUGUAUUCUAGUCUUUAUUGUUACCUACGCAUAUUUAGUAAUUAAUCAACAUUUUUAAAUUAAUUUUGAACAUAUAUUUACAUACAUAGGUACAUGAACUUAAAUGUGUACAUAGUUAUUGAUUUGCACAUUGCAUGUUUAAAGUGUCGUCUUCGUCAUUAGCUAAAUAAAGUAUUUUCUUUGAAAAUAUUUAAUGAGGGUUUGUUAUCUAGAUCAUGUUGAAUUUAUUUAAUAAUUUACUUCUACUUAAAUAGUGGCUCUCCGUUAAUGUUAAAAGACUAGAUAUGUCCACGGAGUUGUCAGACCCUAAAAGGUAUAGAUAGUUAUAUCUGCCUAGAUAUCAGUUGUGCUAAUCCAUUGUUGGGAAAUAACGUGAUAUAGACACGACACAACUUGUUAGUUUUUUAAGCUCAGUCAUAAACAUCACAGUAUGUAACUUUAAUGUUUUUAUAUACUUACUUACCUACUUAAGUUACCGUUGUUUUAUUGUUAAUUUUUUAAAUAGUAGCCUAACAGCUAAUUUAUUAUAAAUUCCUUUAUUGAAUGUAUACUUAACGAGGUACAGCUGAAAGUUUGCAUUGGGUCUAUGAAAAUCCCUUUUCCCAAGAAAACCUUUUGGGUAGGUAUCUAUUUCUUAUACACCUACAUUAUCAAAAUAACUAUAAAUAUUCAUAAAGGUCAGUAUGAAACACCAAUGUAUUGAAAUAUAACAAAAGUAUAAUAUUUUAUUGAAUAGACUAAUAUGUUACCAAACUAUCAAUGAAAUACAAUAUUUACUAUUAAACUGUUAAAUUUUGUCAGAAUUUAAUUAAAUACUACUUAAAGCAAAUUAAAUUAUGUAUAUAACCCUAUCUACCUAUUCAGUAUGAGAAGAAGCACAAAUCUAUCAUCAUGAUAAUAUCUUCCAGAAAAUCUCACAAAUCUCUUGAGACAAGAAUAUUUUAAGUAUUUAUGUAUGUUUUAGUCUUCCCCGGACAGUAGUCCAGACACCAAAUUAAAGGGAUACCUAUACACAGCUACUGUCAGCUUGGAUUAAAUAGUUUAACUUUCUCAAAAAUUUAAUCUGCUCUCCGCAAAUUGUUAAUAAUGCACAUUUACCUGUUUGCAUGCAUUUAUCUCACUGGCUUUUACAUUUAGGAGGGCUUGUAAAAUGACAUUUAACUUUUUCCAUUGGCUGCUUUUUAUUCUGUACAUUUACAAUACUUAUAAUAAAAAUAUAAUAAUAAAUUAUUUUACAUUAAAGAUGUACUUAAACUUUACUGUUUCAUGGGACCAUUUGUAUCAAAUAAUGACAUUAUUGACUUUUCACAGAUCUGCUAAAAUAACUAUACUUAGAGGUGUGAUACGAAUGGUUUCAUGAGAAAAAUUAUAUACAUAAUAUGGGUGCAUUGCAAUAGGGGUACAUUUUUAAAUAUACUAGUAUAAAUCGUUUUUGUGUCAUAAUUUUCAAUUAAUAAUUACUUGUGUAGUAAAAUUGCUGAUAAUCUCAAUAGAUUAACAUUAUCUAUAAUAUUCAGCUAGAAUUGUGUUUAAUGUUUCAAAGCCAAACAUUGCAAAGUUAAUAUUUGUAAGGCUAUAUCAACAUUAACUUACAUCAUUAUUAGGGUGUUGAUUAAGUGGAUAUGAACAAUGUGUUUAGUCAAAAUUCCAUACCAAUUUGCACCCUCGCCUAGGUAUGCGGUUGAGAUUAUUUUAUAUGUUUAUAGUUAGAAAUAUUACCAAAGUAUUUAUACUUUAAUGCACCACAAACUUCAUUUAGGAUUUGCUCUUUUUGUCAUGAAAGCUAAGUUUGUUGUAGAAUAUAUCCUAUGUGGAUGUAUAGGUGUAUUAAAGAAUUGUCAGUAUAUUUGUAUUAAACAUUAUUACUUGGACCUCUGCAUUGCCGAUUAUCAUGUAAAAUUCUCUAAAAUAAAGUUCUUUUGAUCUACAAU